Molecule: messenger RNA, 1638 nt
Organism: Fibroporia radiculosa
Lineage: Eukaryota; Fungi; Basidiomycota; Agaricomycetes; Polyporales; Fibroporiaceae
Exons: 18
Coding region: 1-1638 (545 amino acids)
Biological process (GO): carbohydrate metabolic process
Molecular function (GO): calcium ion binding; hydrolase activity, hydrolyzing O-glycosyl compounds
Source: RefSeq, a predicted model, not a curated record
AUGCACAAGGUAACUUGGUUUAUAGACUGGAUAUGGUCGCGCAUAAAGGGAUACCCGCCCCCUGCUCUCGCGGGAAUGCGCUUGCAAUCACCAGAUGCUCAGGACAACGCGCUGAUGAUGCAAUUCUUUACCUGGGAAAGUCGACAUCCAACGAUGAGCUGGUGGCGACACUUUGAGGAGGAGGUGCCACAACUCGCUGAGUUGGGUGUGACCCAAAUAUGGCUACCUCCCCCAAACAAAGCUAUGGUCAAGACUGGGCAAGGAUACGACGCAUAUGACCUGUGGGAUCUGGGCGAAUUCUACCAAAAAGGCACUGUCGCGACUAGAUGGGGAACCAAAGAUGAACUCGUGCGGGCAGUCGAAACCGCCAAGGCCCAUGGGAUUGACGUCCUCAUCGAUGCUAUUCUGAAUCACAAGAUGGGUGGUGAUAGGAUUGAAUCGUUCAUGGCUGUUCCAGUCGACCCCAAGAACCGACUCAGAGAUCUCACACCUCCACGAGAGAUCGAGGGUUGGACGGCUUUUGAUUUUUCUGGAAGGCAGGGCAAGUACAGCAGCUUGAAGUGGACGCAGGAGCAUUUUACUGGCUUGGAUUGGGAUCAUCGAAAACGAUUGAAGGGAAUUUAUCGCAUCGUGGGUGGCUCGCAUAAGGGCUGGUCCCGCUUUGUCGACAGCGAGAAUGGUAACUACGACUACCUACUUGGCAUCGAUGUAAAUAUUCUUGCCAUUGAUCUGUUCACUCAUCGGUUCAUUGAUGCGCACAAUCAGAUUGACCACCGUCAUCUUGCGGUUCGGGAGGACCUUUUGGAGUGGGGCCGUUGGGUACUUCAGACGACAGGUGCAACGGGUUUCCGGUUAGAUGCGAUCAAGCACAUGGAUAGAUAUUUCCUACUUGACUUCCUUAGACAUGUACGUAAAUCUGCAGGCAGGGAAGAUCUCUUCGCUGUGGCCGAGUACUGGUCUGGAAAUCUGAAACAAAUCAAACCGUAUAUCUAUGCUUUCCAGGGCCUGGUCACCUUUUUUGAUGUGCCAUUACAUCAGAGAUUCCACCAGGCAAGCAAGGCAGGCCCGCGAUUCGACAUGCGGACAGUUUUCGACAACACCGUACUCAAGUUCAGGCCCGGUGAUGCCGUCACAUUCGUUGAUAAUCAUGACACGGUAGAUCUGAUGUCAAGGCAGACGCUAGAAAGUUGGGUGGGCAAUAGUUUCAAGCUUCAAGCGUACGCCCUGAUUCUCCUUCGUGGAGAAGGGCAUCCGUGCGUGUUCUACGGGGACAUUUAUCCCAACGACGAGUGCUAUAAUGAGCGCAUCGCCCGAGGGGUGCGGCGCUUGAUGGAAGCGCGGAAGAGGUUCGCAUAUGGCGAGCGCGUGGAUUACUUCUCCGCUCGCAAUUGCAUCGGCUUUGUGCGGAUGGGCGACGCUGCGCACAAGGGAUGUGCGGUUCUCGUCAGCAACGCUGAUCCGGUGAAUGGGUCGAAAGGCCGCAUAAAGAUGAACGUUGGAGCGAGGAACGGCGGGACCUUGUAUCAUUCCAUCAUGAAUUCUUCUGAGCAUGUAGAUGUCUCCCCAGAUGGGUGGGGUAUCUUUACUUGCCCGCCGGGACAUGUACAAGUAUGGGUAAGAAGUGACGCGUUUUUGUAA